This is a messenger RNA of Trichomonas vaginalis G3, 714 nucleotides long. RefSeq lists its product as uncharacterized. The transcript has a single exon. Lineage: Eukaryota; Parabasalia; Trichomonadida; Trichomonadidae. Gene Ontology annotation, molecular function: glycosyltransferase activity. Bases 1 to 714 code for a protein of 237 amino acids. The record is from RefSeq and is a predicted model, not a curated record.
AUGAUGCUUUUGCCUCAAGAAUAUUUAGAGGAUUGUAUUGUUAUUUUAGCCGAAGGUACUCGAAGAUUCUAUGAUUUCCUCAAAAUAUGUGGUGUUCGAAGAUUUAUUUUCAUUUCAAGUGGAGAAUGGGUUCAUACUAACCAACUUGCUGUUGCCGUUGAAGGCAGACCACAUUUUGCACAUUUCGGAAUACCAAUUCAAAUGCUACAUGAUAGAAUUACAGAAUUUUACAAUCUCAGCCAUAUUAUUCCCACUAGGAAUGUCCUUCUCAAUAGACAAAGAGGAGUACAAAGAUCUAUUCUUAAUUUUGAUGAGAUUGUAAACCGAGUUAAAACAGAUAUUCCUAAUUUUAACUUUGAAUGUGUCGAAGACAAAACAGACACUCUUCAAAGCUAUGCAAAGUUCUUCUCAACAAUUCAAUUCCUAUUUACUCAUUCAGGAAGUAAUUGCAAUAAAGCAUUGUUCAUGAGAAAAGAUACAGUGACUGUUAUUUGCGGUUCUGACUUUUUUGAUGUAGGAAGUCUUUCAAUGAUCCUUUCUAUAGGAAUUAAUUGCGUUGUUUAUCAUAAUACUUAUAAUCAUUUUAUAGGUAAGGUAUAUCCUGAUGUUGACCUGACAAUAGACGCAAUCAAAGCAGGAGUGUGCUUUAUAGAGAAUCAUCAUUGGCCUAAGAUCACUUCCAAUGUUACUUUUAUAGAUUAUAUUAAAAAAUAA